AACUCUAUUAUCCUCCAUUGUCUUUCUCUUUUCUUUGUAAUGGAGACCUCUUUUUCUUCUCAUCCCUGGCUUCUAAUUUUCAUUACUCUAUCAACAGUCCACGCUCAGCUUCCAGGCUCGUGGGAACUACUCGUCUCAAACGCCGGUGUAGCUUCCAUGCAUACGGCGGUGACACGUUUCAACACGGUUGUUCUUUUAGACAGAACCAACAUCGGUCCGUCGAGAAAAAUGCUACCGAAAGGACACUGUCGUUACGACCGACACGACGACGUUUUAAAAAAGGAUUGUUACGCUCACUCCGUCGUCUUCGAUUUACAAACAAAUGAAAUCCGACCGUUGAUGAUCCUCACCGACACGUGGUGCUCAUCGGGACAGUUCUUACCCGACGGGACGCUUUUACAAACCGGAGGAGAUUUAGACGGGUUUAAAAAGAUACGAAAAUUCGAACCGUGUGAACCGGACCGGUUUUGUGAUUGGGUUGAGCUUAAAGACGUGGAGCUGAUAAACGGAAGGUGGUAUGCAACGAACCAAAUAUUACCGGACGGAACGGUGAUUAUCGUCGGCGGCAGAGGAACAAACACCGUCGAAUAUUACCCACCGACAAAAACCCAAAACGGCGCCGUCGAACUGAAGUUCUUAGCUGAAGUAGAAGAUAAUCAAAUGGAUAAUUUAUACCCUUACGUUCAUCUUCUUCCCAAUAGUCACCUUUUCAUUUUCGCUAAUAACAAAGCUGUAAUGUAUGAUCAUGAAGACAAUAAAGUAAUUCAUGAAUACCCAGAAUUAUUAGGUGGUCCCCGGAAUUACCCAUCGGCAGGAUCAUCGGUAAUGUUAGCACUCGACGGCGAUUUCAAAACAGCGGUGAUUCUUAUCUGCGGCGGAGCUGAAUAUGGAGCUUUUAUAGAAAGGAGUACGGACACACCGGCUCACGGUAGUUGUGGUCGUAUUAUUGCGACGGAUCAGAACCCGGUUUGGGAAAUGGAAGAUAUGCCAUUCGGGCGGGUUAUGGGAGAUAUGGUAAUGCUUCCUACCGGUGAUGUAUUGAUCAUUAAUGGAGCUCAAUCGGGUACCCAAGGUUUCGAAAUGGGUUCAAACCCAUGUUUGAAUCCGGUUCUUUACCGACCCGAUCAACCUAUCGGUUUACGGUUUAUGACUUUAAACCCAGGUACGGUUCCUCGAAUGUAUCAUUCAACUGCUAAUUUGUUACCCGAUGGUCGGGUUUUAUUAGCGGGUAGUAACCCGCAUUAUUUGUAUAAUUUCGCCGCCGAAUUCCCGACGGAGUUAAGGCUUGAAGCAUUUUCGCCGGAGUAUUUAUCUUUGGAUCGGGCUAAUAUCCGACCCAUAAUUGAAGGGAUACCCGAAACCGUACGUUACGGUGAGGCGUUUGACGUUUUCGUGACGGUGCCGCUGCCGGUUGUCGGCGUUGUCGAGGUUAAUUUCGGGAAUGCGCCAUUCGCUACACAUUCGUUUUCGCAGGGUCAACGGUUGGUCAAACUUACCGUUACACCAUCGGUUCCGGUAGACGGUCGGUAUAGGAUUAAGUGUACGGCGCCGCCUAAUGGAGCGGUUGCUCCGCCGGGUUAUUAUAUGGCUUUUGCAGUUAACCAGGGCGUGCCAAGUGUCGCACGUUGGGUUCAUUUGGUUCCUUAAUUGUUUAAUUUUUUAAAAACAUUUUUUUUGCUUUACUGGUUAAAAAAAAAAUUCAUGACCAAUAUUGCAAAAAAUCUUGCAAUUUUAUCAACUUUUUCUCUAUAUUGAAAUUUUCAAUUAAUUUAAAUUCAACAAAAAUUCAAUUAAA
This is a messenger RNA of Gossypium raimondii (Peruvian cotton), 1795 nucleotides long. RefSeq names its product aldehyde oxidase GLOX. The record is from RefSeq and is a predicted model, not a curated record. NCBI's taxonomy places the organism in Eukaryota, Viridiplantae, Streptophyta, Magnoliopsida, Malvales, Malvaceae. Bases 40 to 1647 code for a protein of 535 amino acids. The transcript has a single exon.